This is a messenger RNA of Conger conger (European conger), 5018 nucleotides long. It is a transcript of the gene tp53, whose product is annotated as tumor protein p53. The record is from RefSeq and is a predicted model, not a curated record. Gene Ontology annotation, biological process: apoptotic process; protein tetramerization; regulation of transcription by RNA polymerase II. The coding region runs from base 2601 to 3533 and encodes 310 amino acids. Gene Ontology annotation, cellular component: nucleus. NCBI's taxonomy places the organism in Eukaryota, Metazoa, Chordata, Actinopteri, Anguilliformes, Congridae. Gene Ontology annotation, molecular function: DNA-binding transcription factor activity, RNA polymerase II-specific; RNA polymerase II cis-regulatory region sequence-specific DNA binding. The transcript has 8 exons.
CACUCCUGAAUUGCGUCGUUUCCGCGUGUGUGUGUAUGUGGGGCAGUCUUUAUUUUAUUCACUACACAACAGCAUUUUUAUUUUUAUUUUUUUCCAUUAAAUUAAAUUUUUGCUUCAUUUUGUGUGAAGAGUUACGAUCAGACAUGGUACUUGUAAUAGAAAAUAAACAUUUCAAAUUGUUUUUUUAAGUUUCAGCAGAGUGAAGAAAAGUUGAGAAUUCUGUAUUGCAGCAUAAAUUUACAUGAUUUAUUGCAGCGUCAUACAUUUUUACAGAACUUCCUUUUAACUUUGAAUUACUUUUAAUAUGUAAAUAAUAUUUAAGAUGCAUUUAGACUGUGAUGAUUUGGCAAAUGUUCGCCAUGUGUAAUUCCCAUUACAGCAAUAUUCCAAAGGCAUGAAAUUGGUCAUGCAUUUAAUGUACAUGUAGUUUACAAGUGGUUUUUAACUGGAAUCUGGCAUCAUUCACGCUGUAGCCCAUUGUGGUUUUCUAUGCUACACUUCUCAUUUUGUCUCGCUCUUAAACCGUGUGAAUUUAGUAGGAAAUUAUUAUAUAAUUUCCCGUAAUAUAUUUUUAUUUGUGUUUUCCAUCUUAUUUGUGUUGUUCUAUUCACUAUUAUUCUAUUUGUCUAAAUCUCAUUACAGUUUUGUAUUGAGUUUUAGGUUAUAAUUGAGAAAAGGCUGCACUAUAGAUUUUUUUUUUAAAGCUUUAUUCUAUUUUAUUUAGUUAAACUUAAACUUAUUAACUGAGCCACCAAAAAUCGUACUCAGUCUCGAUAUAAAAUUAAAAGAUGGAAUUCAGGAGAAUUACCUGCUGAAAGGCAGAAAUUUGAUGGUGGCGUGGUCCUGUGUCCAUUGUCCGUGUGCGCCGCGGCAUUCCGGAAAUCCGCGAUACGUGUCUUUGGAGUACGUUCACAUCUCCAUGGCAAUUGAAGGGCUAUUGGUGGGCGAUAAUGGGACAUUGAUUAUUUGGUGGAUGGCCAUUAUCGCGAGGGAAGGUCCAGUCCAGGCCUCCCACAGCUUCAUUAGCAGCCCAUGGCGUUUAGCAAAGAAUGGCACAGACAUGACGGGGCAUGUCCUCUAGUUGCUAAAUUUCUUUAGUCAUUUCUGGCAAGGAGAGGGUUAAUAAAGCGCCACCCCCGCCCCGCUCCACCAAUGCUGUCUCUCCACGUGCGGUUCAUUGUCUCCCCUCAUUCGGUUAAUUUCCUGCGGGCCUUUGUCAUUUCAGCUUGCUAUUAUUUUCAUCUUUUACUCAUCGAGAGGGAGAGAUGGAUAUUUUAUUUAUAAAGUUGCAGGUAUGUUCUUUGGAAAUAUAUUACUGAUAAUGACACCGUACACUCAUACAGACACACGUGCACGUGUCCAGUCUGAUUCGGACUGGGAAUGAGGCUGUUCACGGUGGUGCAUACAUGCCCAGUGGUUACUCACUGGUGCGUACUUAAGUAUUAGCACUGUAUUAAGUGUAGCACUGUCUGGAGGGCAGCAUCUCUCGGCCGUGCGAUUUCCUCCCUGAGUGUGCUGGGGAUUGAUCCCUGCAGGCACUGUCAGCUGUGGGUCCUUCUGCAGCUGCCUGAAUGAGGAGCACAGACUGUUCCGCUGUCCUUUUUAAAAAAUAAAUAAAAGCAUUAAUUAAUAAAAAAUGUGUUCAAGCUCAUUUAAUUUUGUAGCCAGGGUUCCAAACAAACUGAUUCGGUGAAAGACGGGACAUUCCUUUUAAAUUAAAUCCAAGUUAAUACGCACAUUCAGUUUAAGGUGCUGGAAAAAUAAGCUGUUGUUACUGUUAAACCUAGGUGUGUACAUUUGUUUUCAGUUAGCAUAAUUGCAGCGUAGUUUGUCCAUCUUUGAUUAUAUGUCGGCUGUGAUUAUCACAUUUUAUUAAGUUCUCCGUAGUCUGUGGGAAUAGGAAAUAGGGAAUGUAAUCCAUUCCUAAAGUAUGCUGAAGGUAAAAUAUAAAUAUUUUUAUUUCAUAUCAAUCAGGAGAUUUUUUUGGUUUGAACGGCAAUAACUGAGAGUAUUUAUAAAUGGUUAUCCAUUUUUAAACGUACUCUCACUGAAUAUUAUUUUUAAGAUGGUGGGUUCACAAACUUAGGGUUGGGUGGGUGUAUGUGUCCUACUCUGUAAAUUGAAAAAUUGAGUGCUCACAAAUGCACAAUUUGUGAAUUGAGACUUGUGAUAUAUACAAAAAAUGUUCCAGUUAAAACAUGAAAAUCACACAAUCAAAACAAUAUAUACAAAACAAUACCUGAAAGAUUAGAGAAUUAUAUGUUUGUGUCCAAAACAAAGUUCUAAUUGUUUAAUUCUGUAUUUUAGCACACACCCAAAGUCCAUGACAAAUCACUAGCUAGCAUAUGACUCUGCUGGUUUUAAAGAACUCCUGCAGUAAGGCAUGCCAGGACUUGUUUGAGUGUGGUCGGGGGAGGGAUGUCAGAAAGAGCCUUACAUGACCAGUUGGAGCACUGUGAUUGGUGUAUGGCCAUUAAAGCUCAUGAUCCUGGAAUGAUUUUGCCAGAAUAAUGGUUGCAUAAGUCUAGGAUAUGACCAAACAGAACCUUCAGUUGGAAAAGCGUCCUGGCUCCUGUCCUGUUGAUGUGGAAUAAGUGGAGAUGACAGUUUUGCAUGGCGAUGAGAGCUGGGUCGUGGUGCCUGCCUGUUUUACCAGCCUUCGCAUGCUGCAGUGGCUGAGGCAUGUAUUGAUGAUUUUUCAGAAGUAUUCACCAGAGCUCAAUAAGCUGUUCUGCCAGCUUGCGAAGACGUGCCCCGUGCAGAUGCAGGUGACCUGUGCCCCUCCCCCCGGGGCCGUCCUGCGCGCCACUGCCGUCUACAAGAAAUCUGAACACGUGGCCGAGGUGGUCCGCCGCUGUCCCCACCACGAACGGACCCCCGAAAACAACGACGACUCUACCCCCCGUAGUCACCUGAUUCGGGUGGAGGGCAGCCAGCGUGCCUAUUACACCGAAGACAGCAACACCCGGAGACACAGCGUCCUGGUGCCCUAUGAGCCCCCACAGCUGGGCUCAGAGUGCACCACUGUCCUCUACAACUUCAUGUGCAACAGCAGCUGCAUGGGCGGCAUGAACCGCAGGCCCAUCCUCACAGUCAUCACCCUGGAGACGCAGGAAGGGCUGGUCUUGGGCCGGCGCAGUUUUGAGGUUCGGGUUUGCGCCUGUCCGGGCCGUGACAGGAAGACGGAGGAGGAUAACCACAGGAAGCUGCAGGAGAAGAGCGUCACCAAGGCCGCCACCGGCACCAAACGCAGCCUGCCCGCCUCACGGCCCGAUGACAGCAAAAGAACCAAGACCAGCUCCAGUAACGAGGAAGAGAUCUUCACCCUGCAGGUCCGUGGGAAGGAGAGGUUUGAGAUGUUAAAGAAGAUCAACGAGUCCCUGGAGCUGAAAGACCUGGUGCCAGCUGCUGAUUUGGACAAGUACAGGCAGAAACUGCACUCCAAGAGCACCAGCAAGCGAGAGCGCGAAGGAGUGGAGCCCAAGAAAGGGAAGAAGCGGCUUGUGAAGGAGGAGAAGAGCGACUCCGACUGAACUGGGGAAAAAUUUGAAGAAGGAGAGGAUUCCAUUUCACUUCCGUCUUCUAACAAACAACUGUUAUUUGCUAUUCUGGGUUGGGGUCAGUUUUGUAAUCAGUUCAGUCAUUUCAGAAAACUAAUAAUUGAAAUUCAGUGAAUUAAUUGAAAAAUUGUCAGAACAGGGUGGGGCAUUCUUUUUUUUCUUUUUUUUUUCUUUUCUGGAUUUGGCAGAAUUGAAACAGAGUUCACUCUAACCCAGUUUGAUAUGUAGAGUGAAAGAUCCUGGGACACGGGUAACGUUUUAGUGAAUGAUUAUUUGUAGUCUGAAUUGGCAUACUUUUUAGUUCUCUUCUGUAUUGUAGCGUGCAAAAUAUUAUGAGAACCUUUCCAAACUGUACUCUUUAACUGCCUAAUAAUUUUCUCCGCUGCAGACAUUUCCUUAUGCCGUUUGUUAAAUACCACCCUCGACUAAAUGUGUUCCUUACUCUACUGACGCACAAGCUGUUCUAUUCCAAUUUUUUUGAGGGGGAUUUGCGUAUAUCGCUUUCUGGACCAAUUCUUUUCAUGGCAGUGAAAAGUGGCGUGAAGAGCAUUUUGUAUGCAUUUCCACCAAGCCUUCCCCCCUCACCUAACUCUUCUCCAGCAUUGUGAUACAUUUUGCCCUCACAAUUGCUGUGGCCCUGUGUCUUUGACAAAAUGUUGUACUGUACACUGCCAUUUGUAUAUGAUUAGUAAAUAGUCACUAACUUUCAAUUUUAUAGUUAAGCAUACUAACAUUUCCUGUUAGAUUUUUUGACCUAUCUCCGGAUAAAUCUUGACAAUUUUUAUUAUUGUGGUCUCAGUUUUACAGCGCGCGAGAGAGAGUCUGGGCUGCAUUUUGCGGUUGUGGUUGCCUUCUAAUGCAGCUAGACUUCACAGGAUCUCACAGUCUGUUACCAUAGCUACUGUGCAUACUAACCAAAUAUUUAGCACUGUGGUUAUGGGAGUGUAGUUGUAGACUGACUGACUGCCAUUUGCAGUCAGUAUAGUAAUGGAGGAUGAUGGGCUACAGAGGAUAGAAGACCAAAUGGUUAUCCAUGAACAGAGCAUGGCGUCAGAGCAGAGAAUAUCUUUGCUGUUCUUUUGACAGGGCUACUGCUGAUUCAGAGGGAUGAAUGACCGUUAGUGGUGACGUUUCUCCUGUUCCUGUUUUUUAUCUUUAUUUUUCUACAUUUAAAAAAAUGUUUGUUGUAGCUUUGUUUGCUUGCAACUUAUUUUUCAUUAUGAAAGUUCCUGCUCACACACACACACACACACACACACACACACACACGCAGGUUUGCCGCGCAUGCUUAUUUUAUUUUUAUAUUUUUUUAGUGAGUAUACACUGCAGUAUGCGCAGGCGCACAAACAUACCCAAACAUAUACACACGCACGCUUACACAAACCCCUCUUCAUAUAGGUAACACUGUUGUCUUUUUCAUAAAAUAGAAAAGCUAGAAAUAAAAUUGAUGAAAACAAA